Vicia faba (fava bean) is the source of this 546-nucleotide messenger RNA. Lineage: Eukaryota; Viridiplantae; Streptophyta; Magnoliopsida; Fabales; Fabaceae. The record is from the annotation of a GenBank genome assembly.
AUGGCCGCCUCUUCUUCCCCUCUCGCUUCCGAUUCUUCCUCUCACCGCCGCAGGCGCCACCACCGUAAUCGCCGUGACCGCGACAAGGACUCCCUUAAGAUCCGAAAAAAAACCAAGUCUCACUCCCACACCAAACGACGUCGCAAACAUCACCGCCACUCUUCCGAUUCCGAUUCAUAUUCUUCAUCCUCCCUCUCUGAUUACUCCAGAAGUGAGAGUUCUUCUGAUAGUGAGCAUGAAACAUCUCAUCGCACAAAGAAGCACAAAAAGAGCGACAAACCUAAGAAGAAUAAGGAAAAGGAGCGAAGUAAAUGUCAUCGCCAUAAGAGACAGAAGCACAACCUAAAAGAGAAGCAGAGUGGUGAAAGGAGCAGCAGCCCUGUUCAGCUUUCAAAGUUUUUAGGGCGCAACAAAGAUGAUGGUGUCCGUCGCAGCGCUGUAUCUGGCAAGAAGAUUCUUCUCAAACUGGAUAAAACAAAGGAAGAUAAGGAGGCCGAAAGCAAGAGAAAUGAACUGCUAAACUUUUUGAAUGCUAGUUUUGAUUAG